Molecule: messenger RNA, 3957 nt
Organism: Lingula anatina
Lineage: Eukaryota; Metazoa; Brachiopoda; Lingulata; Lingulida; Lingulidae
Product: protein timeless homolog
Biological process (GO): DNA repair; replication fork arrest; DNA replication checkpoint signaling
Cellular component (GO): replication fork protection complex
Molecular function (GO): DNA binding
Source: RefSeq, a predicted model, not a curated record
AUGAUUUUGAAUGCCACAUCAUCAAGAACUGAUGACGAUGCCAGUAUUCAUGACCAACUUUUGUGGUCUCUACAUGUCAGUGGUAUGGAGGACCUGUUGUUGUAUGUCGCCAGCUCGGAUGAUGAACGUCAGUUCAGUAUGCACGUGUUGGAGAUCAUAUCUCUUAUGUUUCGGGAACAGACACCAGAGCAGUUGGCGUCAGCAGGGUCGGCCAAGACAGAUUCUGAGAGACAGAAAGAGGAUAAAGAGCUGGACCUCAUUCGUGAAAAAGAGAAGGCUCAAAAACUGGCAUGUGUCAUGAAGUACAGUUCCAGACACUCUCGUUUUGGCGGCACAUAUGUGAUGAAGAACGUCAAAUCUAUCAGCGAAAAUCAGAUGAUAUACCACCGCUCCUUGGCAGAGGUUAAAAACCUCAGCUUUGAUCAAGAUAAGAAACCAAAGAAAAAACCAAAGAACCGUCAACCAAUCAAAAGCCAAGAACUGACAAGGCGUUCUACUCUGAGCAUUCGGCUUUUUCUGAAGGAGUUCUGUAUUCAGCUGCUAGAGAACUGCUACAAUCCUUUGAUGUAUGCUGUCAAGGAUAGUUUGCUGCACUCCAAAGCUCAGGAGAAUGAUGAGAGCUAUUACCUGUGGGCCAUGAGGUUUUUCAUGCAGUUCAAUAGAUUGUACAAGUUCAGGGUGGAGUUAGUGAGUGAGACCAUGUCUGUGCCUACCUUUCAUUACAUCCAGACCAAUUUAAUGACGUACCAUGAGACCGUGCUGAGUGACAAGAAAGAAGCGGUCACCUGGUCUAAAAGGAUGCACCUUGCCCUGAGAGCGUACCAGGAGUUACUGAUGUCCCUGAACACUAUGGAUAAAGACCCGGAACUGAAGGCCAGUGCAAAAGUGCUUAAAGUCCAGCGAGGCGGUGCUUUUGACAAAUUUCAGACUUUCCUGAAGGACUUGAUAGAGACCACCCAUUGCUUUACUAAGAUGCUGGAGCAUUUCUGCAAGAAAAACAAGCUCUUGGUGGUGCAGAAGAAAAAGAAGGGGGGAAAGAAGAAAAAGAGUAAAGCGAGCAAGCAGAAACAGCCCCAAGGUCCAGAAGAGCCACAAUUCACCCAGGAACAACUGGAGAACCAAUGGGAUGGAAUAUCUGGUGGCUUGUCCGCCAUUUUUCAGGACAGAGGUCACGUCCCAGAAAAUGUGACCCCAUUUGAUGCUGCAUCAGAGGAAACAGAUGACCAGCAGAGGAUUAAUGCUAUGGUGAAGAUUCACGAGUUCCUGCGAGGUGGCAAGGCAGGAGAAGCUGUGGCCAUGUUUAGAGCUGCCAGGGAGGUGUGGCCAGAUAGACAGGAGUUUGGCACUCCUGACAUCAGCCCAGAAGAUGAAUUUAUGGCUCUCAGAGAAAUAUUCUUCACUGAUAUUCCAAAACCUGCUGCAGCAGAGGCCACACAGGAAGAAGAGCUGCAAGAAGAGGACGAUCAAGAGGAGAUAGAAGAAGAGGAAGGAGUGUCAGCCUUUGAGAAUUACGAACAGGAGUUCAGUUUCAGAGAGUUUAUAGACAGAUUUGGAAAUCCCCAAGUCUUGAAGCACUAUUCACUUCUGCUCUCUGAGUACUCCAAGAACAGCACCUUCACCAAUCAUUGCAUCGUCAAGCUCCUACAUCGGGUUGCCGUGGAUACAGGGAAGGUUGGGAUGCUGUUCCAGGCCUCAUUGUUCCGGACAUUUCAGAAGAUCCUCUUUGACCCCAUGGCCAAGUCCAAACAUUACGAGGAGAUCGUAACAUUUUCCAAAUAUGUUGUCAGAAAAUUCUUUGAGUGUGCCCAGAAAAAUGAAAAGAUCUUCGUGGAGCUGUUGUUCUGGAAAACCAACAAAGAUGCCAUGGAGGUGGUGGAAGGUUAUGGUACAUACAAGGAAAAACAUAGUAAAAGUGCCCCUGCGUGGACUGAAGAACAGGACGAAGAAUUGAAGUACCUGUUUGACAAGUUCAGAGAUGAUACAGAGAAAGACGUUGUAGACCUUAUAAUGGAGAAUAUAACCGACACAACCAAGACGAGGCGACAAGUGCUUCGUGAGCUGUGUCAUCUGGAACUGAUAAACAGUGCCAAGGAUUUGAAGAAGCCCAGUUCAAGAGGAGCUGCCAGAAUCUGGAGGGAGGAGCAGGAGUAUGAACUGAGGGAACUGUUUGACAGGUUCAAGGGUUCUGAAGAUCCUGUGGGCAACAUCCUUAACAAUAUGGAGGUCAAAAGGUCAAAGGCCAAGGUCAUAGAGAAGCUCCUCAGUAUGGGUUUGGUGGAGGACAGAAAGGAGCUAUAUAAGAAGAGGAAAAGAAAGUCCAAGAAAGGCAGAGCUGAGGAUGAGGAUGAUAGGUUUAUUGAGGAGGAUGAUGUUGUGGUCCAGAGAGCCAGCAGUGAUGAGGAGGAGGAGGAAGAAGAAGAGCCUGUUUUAUCCUCCUCCUCAAGUGACAGUGAAGCCUCGGCAGAUGCAGAUGAGGAGGCAGAGGAUGAUAAAGAUGAUGAUGGUGAUGGUGGAGACGAUAAUCAUGAUAAAAUGCUGCACAAAAUGGUGAAGAAGUUGUUCAAGAAAGGUCUGGCUGCACCAGUGAAGUGGGUCCAACAACGUCUGAGGAGUGUGGCUGAGGACAGAGAAAAAGAGAACGAGUAUGAGCCUAUCCCUCUUGUCCCGCUGUCAGAGGAGAAUGAAGAUGCCAUGGACAACAGCUUGUUCAGGUGUUUUCUCAAGAAAGCGGGGAUAUUACCGCCUUCUAAUGAACAGGAAAGAUUCUGGCGAAUCCCUGCCAAUGAGUCACCAGCCAAUCUACGCUCCACAGCCAAUAAACUUGACGAAACUUACAAACCUCCAAAAAAGGAAAAAAUCUUGAGCCCAUCAGCAGGUUUGUCAAAGGAGAAAAGCGCAAGAUUUGAGAUGUUGAAAAAUAUGGCAAAGAACAAAAUACGGGAUGUGAAGGCAAAAGAAAAGGGAGAAAGAAUUAAAAGAAGAACUGAGCAGACACAUCCCUCCCCCUCUACACCAGGAACCACACCUACUGGCUCAUCCAAACAGAAAUCCUCCAGACUUAAACUGAUAAGUGAUGAAUCUUCGGAUGAUGACAACGAUGAUGACCUCACCCCCGUCAGCACCCACCAAACCCCCCUCAAAGAUGACACCCCUUCGAAGAGUGGACACAGGCUCCUGGAUAGUGACUCUUCGGACGAUGAUGACCAGCCUUUGGCCCAGGCUGGACAGUUAAAGAGUAGCAAGGACAAGUUGACAGCAUCAGAAGUGUCCCAUUUGGUAAAUAGCGAUUCUUCAGAUGAUGAGCCAGUGACAGGCAAAAGGAAGUCCACAAACAAUGGAAAACAAGAUAUUGAAAGUGAUACAGAUGACGAUGAACCUCUUGCGGCAAGCAUGCAGAAAGCAAAGAAGGCGUCUCUUGCAUCAGACAGUGACUCAGAUGAGCCUUUGUCAAAGCCCAGUGGCCCUAAGAGCAAACUCUCUGAGGAGACAAGAGCUCAGCUGAAGAGGGCGCUGGAGUCGGAUUCCUCAGACGAUAGUGAUGAUGACAGGCUAGUAAUUGACAGUGAAAAGGAAAAGACAAAGCAACCGAGCAAGAGAACCAAGAUCCAGGAAGAAAGUGACCUGGAAAAGAAAGAGGAUAAAGAAAAUAUGAGAGACACUAGUGCCAAGGAGCUAGCCUCUUUUCCUGCCACGUUAUUGUCACAAGGCCCUGAGAGUGACUCUGACUCUGACAUCGAAGAUCACAUCCCACUGAGGAGGGGAGCUAAGAGGAAGACGAUAGAAAGUGACAGUGAUGACGAUUAGAGUUGUAUUUGUGCAAAUAUAUACAAUAAAAGUAUAUAUCGAACACAGUUUUUACCUGAGUAUCAGUGCAGUAAAACACUGUGGACAGCUCAGUAGUGGUUUUAAUUUUAAUGCAGAUCAAAUUAUUUAUCAUAACUAAUAUCAUUACAUGAG